Messenger RNA from Rhizophagus irregularis DAOM 181602=DAOM 197198, 183 nucleotides. The record is from RefSeq and is a predicted model, not a curated record. Lineage: Eukaryota; Fungi; Glomeromycota; Glomeromycetes; Glomerales; Glomeraceae.
UGGCCGAGACAAAGUCCCGACCUUAAUCCGAUUGAACACAUGUGGGAUGAGCUUGAACGUCGUAUUCGAGCGAGAACAAAUAGUCCAAAGAAUUUGGGAGAAAUAGAGUCAUUUAUUCAGGAGUGCUGGUCACAAAUUCAAUGUGAGAUGUAUCAAAAACUUGUCGAGAGUAUGAAUCGUUGA